AACCCAGCCCCGCCUCCUGCCGUCCGACCUCCCGGGCCUGAAAGGGACAAGGUGUCCGAGUCUUUAGGUCUGCGCGGGAGCCGAGGCUGCGCACCUGGGUAGAGACAGGAUUUCGCCACGUUGACCAGGCUAGUCUCGAACUCUUGGCCUCCAGCAGUUCACCUCCCAAAUUGCUGGGAUUACCACGCCCAGCCGAGUAGUUCUUUGACAUUAGCUUUAAUGAAGCUGAACCUCCACAGUUCUCUCCACUCUUCCAGGAGCAGCAGAAAAUGAACAUCUCUCAGGCAUCAGUGUCAUUCCAGGACGUGACUGUGGAAUUCAGCCAGGAGGAGUGGCAGCACCUGGGCCCUGUUGAGAGGACCCUGUACAGAGACGUGAUGCUGGAGAACUACAGCCACCUCAUCUCAGUGGGAUAUUGCAUUACUAAACCCAAGGUGAUCUCCAAGUUGGAGCAAGGAGAAGAGCCAUGGUCCUUAGAAGAUGAAUUCCUGAACCAGAAGUACCAAGCUUUAUUGAGAUGUAAUUCACAUUCCUACAAUUCACUCCUUUAAAGUGUACCAGUCAGUGACUUCAAGCAACCACAGAUCAAAACUAUUCUGGGAAGAAAUAUUGCACUUUCAUUCAACAUGUAUGGACAUUUUUUUCCUGUCAGGGUUCCCUGAACAAUAUACUAUAACAACUAUUUACAUUAUAUUAGGUAGCAUAAUUAAUAUGGUGACGAUUUAAAGUAUACAAGAGGAUGUGCAUAGGUUAUAUGCAAAUGCUGUGCCAUUUUUAUCAAGGACUUGGGCAUUUAUGGAUUUUGGUAUUCAAGAGAAUCCUGGAACCAACUCCCCAGGGGAUGACUGUAUAUGUAAACAUCACCACAGUUAAUUUUCAUCACCUCAAAGAAACCUGUACCCUUUAGUUACCACUCUCCUGUCCCCCCUGCCCUCUGCAGCCCUAGGUAACCACCAGUCUACUUCUGUCUCUAUAGAUCUGCCUAUUUUGGACAUUUUAUAUAAAUGGAAUCAUAUAGAAUAUGUGGUCUUUUGCGAUUGGUUUAUUUUGCCUAGCAUAAUGUUUACGAGUGCUGUUAUAGAAUGCGUGUUUCAUUCUUUUUAUGGCCAAAUAAUGUUCCAUUGUAUGGAUAUACCACCUGUCUGUCCAUUCAUCAGUCAGGAGGUAUUUGGGAUUCCACCUACAAAUAAUGCUAAUAUAAACAUUUAUUUACAAGUUUCUGCAUGGA
Messenger RNA from Piliocolobus tephrosceles (Ugandan red Colobus), 1228 nucleotides. Its product is annotated as zinc finger protein 658-like. Gene Ontology annotation, biological process: regulation of DNA-templated transcription. The transcript has 6 exons. The record is from RefSeq and is a predicted model, not a curated record. NCBI's taxonomy places the organism in Eukaryota, Metazoa, Chordata, Mammalia, Primates, Cercopithecidae. The coding region runs from base 270 to 551 and encodes 93 amino acids.